This is a messenger RNA of Tripterygium wilfordii, 595 nucleotides long. RefSeq names its product sm-like protein LSM2. The record is from RefSeq and is a predicted model, not a curated record. The transcript has 3 exons. Gene Ontology annotation, molecular function: RNA binding. Gene Ontology annotation, biological process: mRNA splicing, via spliceosome. Bases 158 to 439 code for a protein of 93 amino acids. Gene Ontology annotation, cellular component: U6 snRNP; Lsm1-7-Pat1 complex; U4/U6 x U5 tri-snRNP complex. NCBI's taxonomy places the organism in Eukaryota, Viridiplantae, Streptophyta, Magnoliopsida, Celastrales, Celastraceae.
CCCCCCGCCCCCCGCGAUAGUUUCUUGACUUGGGUGUGAGUGCGUGUUUUCUUAAACACAAAACAAAAAAGGAAAGAAGACCCCCGUCAGAAAUCCUUCGGUCGAUUUGAGACUUUGAAGUCCAAGCUGCACGAACUCACUAGAGAACUGAGAAAACAUGUUGUUCUUCUCGUAUUUCAAGGACUUGGUGGGGAGAGAAGUGACGGUGGAGCUGAAGAACGAUUUGGCAAUCAGGGGGACCCUUCACUCGGUGGAUCAGUACCUCAACAUCAAGCUCGAGAACACCAGGGUUGUUGAUCAAGACAAGUAUCCUCACAUGCUUUCAGUAAGAAACUGUUUCAUCAGAGGUUCGGUGGUGAGAUACGUUCAGCUCCCUCCCGAUGGCGUUGACAUUGAACUGCUCCACGAUGCCACAAGAAGAGAAGCUCGGGGUGGCUGAUUUUUUUUGGUUUUGAACUAUCAGUGUACUUUUACAUGAAUAUCUAUCUGAUUUUGGAUACUAUGGAUGUAAUAGCUUUAAGGUCCAAAGAUGACUUUUCUUGACGUUCAAAUGGGUUUUAGUUACCAUUGCAAUGACUCCAUGAUUGCAUAAAAA